GCUGACCGCGGCGCCGGGCUGAGGUCGGGGGCGCAGCCGCGCCAUGGAGCGGUACGAGAAGCUGGGCAAGGUCGGGGAGGGCUCCUACGGCGUCGUCUUCAAGUGCCGCAACAGGGAGACGGGGCAGAUCGUGGCCAUCAAGAAGUUCCUGGAGUCCGAGGAGGACCCGGUGAUCCGGAAGAUCGCGCUGCGGGAGGUCCGCAUGCUGAAGCAACUGAAACACCCCAACCUGGUGAACCUGCUGGAGGUGUUCAGGAGAAAGAGGAAGCUGCACCUGGUCUUUGAGUACUGCGACCACACCGUUCUCCACGAGCUGGACAAGCACCCCCGGGGGGUCCCGGAGCAGCUGGUCAGGAGCAUUACCUGGCAGACCCUCCAAGCUGUGAACUUUUGUCACAAACACAACUGCAUCCAUCGAGAUGUAAAGCCAGAAAACAUCCUGAUAACGAAGCACUCCGUCAUCAAACUCUGUGACUUCGGAUUUGCUCGCAUGCUGACUGGCCCAGGUGAUUACUACACAGACUACGUGGCAACCAGGUGGUACCGCUCCCCAGAACUGCUGGUGGGGGACACGCAGUAUGGCCCUCCUGUGGACGUGUGGGCAAUAGGCUGUGUCUUUGCGGAGCUGCUCUCCGGGGUGCCACUGUGGCCCGGCAAGUCAGACGUGGACCAGCUGUACCUCAUCCGGAGAACAUUGGGGGAUCUUAUUCCCAGGCACCAGCAAGUGUUCAGCACCAACCAGUUCUUCAGCGGCGUAACGAUUCCAGACCCAGAGAGCAUGGAGCCAUUGGAAAUGAAGUUUCCUAGUAUUUCAUACCCUGCUUUAGCUCUCAUGAAGGGCUGCCUUCGUAUGGACCCUGCGGAGAGGCAGACGUGUGAGCAGCUGCUCCAGCACCCCUAUUUUGACAGCGUUAGGGAGGCAGGAGAUGUGGGGAAAGAACAUGAAAAAGCAGCUCGGAGACCAGCCAAGCUGACACGGAAGCACGUGCCGGGGUUCCAGUACCUGCCUCAGUUAAGCAGCAGCAACGUUCUACCAGCUUUGGACAGCAAGAAGUACUUCUGCAAAACGAGGAAAUCCAACUACCAUUUCCCUAACAUCUAAGUGGGUGGCAGAUGAAAAACUACCUAGCGUUCAAAGUUCCAGUCCUUCAGAAUUUAUAGAAGGCCAUGUGGUGGAAAACUGAAUUAAUACAGGUGAUGAUGUAUACAGAAAUGGACUGUAAGGUACUCUGGGCUGCUGGUGGAAGGAAAGUGGUGCACUCCAAGCUCACAUUAGCCAGUGUUCUGUGUAAAGAAAAUAUAGUUCUUUUACUUUAAUUCGUGAUUGCCUACUGGUCCAGGAUUACUGCAAAGCAGUGUUUACAGGGUGAAUCUCAAGAACUCUGUUGCCUAUCUUUUGGCUGUAUUUCAGACUUGGCAGGAGAACUGCAACCUCGCCAAAUAAAUCAGAAUCACUGUGGCUAGCUAACUGAUCCUGCAAGGACCUGUAAACCUAUUCCCUUUGUCAGUGGAAGACAGAUGUGUGUGUGUAUGCAGCCGAGGUUGGUCCAGCUAAUUACAAACCUGCUGAAAUAGCAGUGUUUUAAAGAUAUGUCUAUCGUGUGUAAGGCAUGAAGUAUUACAAGCACAGGCAUUGACUUAGACUUACUGGAAGGCUCCACAGGCACUGUGAGCAGAAGGAGAAUAUAAUUACUGAAGUCUGCUUUUUUCCUUGGCCUUUCCAGAGCUUCUCCUCUCUGUCUCUUCCUUGCAUUACGAAGUUAUUUAUAUUUGCUGGUUUUGUCAGUAGUGAAGUCACUCGCCUGUAGUGUUACAGAAAUUGUUUUUAUCAAAAACAAUUCAAUGUAAUUUAUAACAAUAGCCAGACACGGGUAGAAAUUCUACCUAAGUCUGUGUAUUAGAACAAAUCUUGGAUUUCGUGUAAUUUCAGAAUGUAAUAUUGUGUUGAUUUUUAAUAAAAGAAAUGUAGCUUGUUUUUCUAGUUUA
Messenger RNA from Gallus gallus (chicken), 1986 nucleotides. It is a transcript of the gene CDKL1, whose product is annotated as cyclin dependent kinase like 1. Gene Ontology annotation, molecular function: cyclin-dependent protein serine/threonine kinase activity; ATP binding. Gene Ontology annotation, cellular component: nucleus. Gene Ontology annotation, biological process: protein phosphorylation. The record is from RefSeq and is a predicted model, not a curated record. Bases 44 to 1102 code for a protein of 352 amino acids. Lineage: Eukaryota; Metazoa; Chordata; Aves; Galliformes; Phasianidae. The transcript has 9 exons.